Molecule: messenger RNA, 726 nt
Organism: Hypanus sabinus (Atlantic stingray)
Lineage: Eukaryota; Metazoa; Chordata; Chondrichthyes; Myliobatiformes; Dasyatidae
Product: aminopeptidase NAALADL1-like
Exons: 5
Coding region: 1-726 (241 amino acids)
Molecular function (GO): carboxypeptidase activity
Source: RefSeq, a predicted model, not a curated record
AUGGCCACCAGCGCAGGAGACAUAGAUCUGGUGAAGCUGCUGCUGGACAGGUGGAGCGACCCCGACUCGGGACUGGACGAGGCCAAGAAGGUGACGUACAAUGUACUGCUGUCCUUUCCGCAGAAGGCCAAGCCCAACUCAGUGACUGUGGUCUCCCCCAGUGGGACAGAACUCUUCAGGUCUCGUGUAAAGGAGGUGAAUUACACCCAGGAUCAACUGGACCCAGAUGUGGUGCAGCCCUUUGCUGCUUUUGCGCCUAACGGAACAGCGAAGGGUAAGCUGGUGUACGCCAACCAUGGGAGCAUGGCGGACUUCCAGCACCUGAUUCAGAAACAUCACAUUGACCUCAACGACACAGUGGCCAUCGUCAAGUACGGAGGCACGGGCCGGGUGGACAAGGCCAUCAAUGGAGCCCACUUCGGGGUGGUGGGCAUCAUCGUCUACACGGACCCGGCGGACAUGAACGACGGCAAAGUUAGCGAUGUGAACGAGACCUACCCCCACUCCUGGUAUCUCCCGCCCUCCGGUGUCGAGCGGGGAUCGUACAAGAAAUACUUCGGUGACCAGCUGACCCCCUACUACCCUGCGAAAGGGUAUUUUACACCCCCCCCCGGCGGGCAGAAGAUAGAAAAGCACGUAUCACCAGAGCUGAAGGGCGGCUUCUGUUAUCAGACUCUCGAACGGUUCUCCCAGGGUGGAGACACGUCUCUACCAAAGGAGGUGUGA